Molecule: messenger RNA, 1251 nt
Organism: Trypanosoma grayi
Lineage: Eukaryota; Euglenozoa; Kinetoplastea; Trypanosomatida; Trypanosomatidae
Exons: 1
Coding region: 1-1251 (416 amino acids)
Molecular function (GO): protein binding
Source: RefSeq, a predicted model, not a curated record
AUGCCUACGCUCGACGUGGCGUCGCUGUUGGGCCGCAGCUUCGGUGAGGGUCUCCGCGCUACUUCCUUACUGGUCGUUGGCGGCAUGGUUGUGGUGGGCACCGAUGCCGGGUGCGUGCUGGGCUUUGCGCAGCCAGGCGUUGACGUCGACAGUACCGCUACUUGUGCUUCUGGUCCGGCGGGCGCUGCAGGUAUUUGCGUGUACGCGCAGACCGUUCACUACGGCCCGGUGCAUUGUUUAUGCGCCUCCACUGCGCACCUUGUCGCCUCCGCCGGCCACGACGCGGAACCGGUUGUGCAGCCUCUUGCGAACUUGCUGAGCAACAGCACGGAGCGCGUGAGCCGCCUGCGGGGCCACACACUUCCGGUGACGGCGAUGACGUUCUUCUCCACGGGAACCUGGCUGACGACGUGCGGCUUAGGCGGCCGGCUCAUUGUCUUCGACGCACUGGCGCGCACACCUCUCUGCGACGUGAGCGUAGGCUUCUCCGUGCGCUGCCUCGCCCUCUCGCCGGACGAGACCGCGUGCUACGUCGGCGGCACGCAGCUUGCCCGUGUGGACCUGUACGAUAACGACCGCCCGGUGGAACCCUUGGUGCGGCGCAAUCCGCCGGCGUGGCUUCAGCUCUACUCGUGGGCGUGCAACGAUGACGACAACAGCAACGAUGGUGGAUUCGUUGCGGAGGCCCCCGCCGAUCUAUUCAUCGCGAGGCUUGCCGUAACACCAGAGAAAGUGACGGCGUUUUUUGAACACCGCGGCAACGGCACUGCGGGCGGCGCAAGCGCCACGUGGCUGCACGGCGCUGCGGAUUUCUGGCUGUCGCGCGACUUCCAGCGCGUGUGUAAAGAUAAGCAGCAUUUCCGCCAGCAACAACAGAAGAAGCAGCGAAAUCAGCAGUUCAAAGGAAUAAAGGAGAAAGAGGAGGAAGUGUGUGGACCUCAGUUGCAUCUUCCUUUCAACCGCCUCGUUGUGGAAGAGGGGGACGGGGCGCCGCCGGUGCUGCGGGCCUAUGACGGGUGGGACACCUGGCGACGACCUCGUGUGCGGGUAGUGCGGCGUCCAGCCCUCCGUGUUGUUGCACCAGCAGCGCACGCCACUGGCGCGGCAGGGACACUGGACCAGCGGCUGGCGCUGCAGGAGGAGCGGGGCCGGCAGCUGCAGGCGGAGUGUGAUGAGCUUGUGCGCCGCCUCAAGGAAGAAAUGAAGCGGCGGAGUGGGAAAAAACGGCGGCGCGCAUCUAUUCUGGCGUGA